This is a messenger RNA of Nannospalax galili (Upper Galilee mountains blind mole rat), 4013 nucleotides long. RefSeq names its product solute carrier family 15 member 2 (gene Slc15a2). Gene Ontology annotation, molecular function: dipeptide transmembrane transporter activity. The coding region runs from base 190 to 2379 and encodes 729 amino acids. The transcript is spliced from 22 exons. Lineage: Eukaryota; Metazoa; Chordata; Mammalia; Rodentia; Spalacidae. Gene Ontology annotation, biological process: transmembrane transport; oligopeptide transport. The record is from RefSeq and is a predicted model, not a curated record. Gene Ontology annotation, cellular component: membrane.
CCCUUUCUUUUCCUAUAGCUUCCAGCUAUGCCCUGAGUCAGGCAGCUACAGAAACUGACACCCACAGGGUUAAGUUGCUGUAGUUCUCCCUCCUCCCCCCAGUCCCCCUUUUCACUGUAGGCUGGCAGCUGUCCUAACUGCCUACUGAAGCCAAAUGCUUGAGGAGAGAGAGAGAGAAAGGAGCCAGCCAUGAAUCCUUUCCAGAAGAAUGAGUCCAAGGAAACUCUUUUUUUACCUGUCUCCACUGAAGACGUACUGCCUAGACCUCCAAGCCCUCCAAAGAAGCCAUCUCCGAAAAUCUGUGGCUCCAGCUAUCCACUGAGCAUUGCCUUCAUUGUGGUGAAUGAAUUCUGUGAGCGGUUUUCCUAUUAUGGCAUGAAAGCUGUGCUGACCUUGUAUUUCCUGUAUUUCCUGCACUGGAAUGAAGACACCUCCACAUCUGUGUACCAUGCUUUCAGCAGUCUCUGUUAUUUCACUCCCAUCCUGGGAGCAGCCAUUGCCGAUUCAUGGUUGGGAAAAUUCAAGACAAUCAUCUAUCUCUCCCUGGUGUAUGUGCUUGGCCAUGUAUUCAAGUCUUUGGGUGCCAUACCAAUACUUGGGGGGAAAAUGCUACAUACAAUCCUAUCAUUGGUUGGACUGAGUCUAAUAGCUCUCGGGACAGGGGGCAUCAAACCCUGCGUGGCAGCUUUUGGUGGAGACCAAUUUGAAGAAGAACAUGCAGAGGCACGGACUAGAUACUUCUCAGUCUUCUAUCUUUCCAUCAAUGCAGGGAGCUUGAUUUCUACAUUUAUCACUCCCAUGCUGAGAGGAGAUGUGCAAUGCUUUGGGGAAGACUGCUACGCACUGGCGUUUGGGGUUCCAGGACUGCUGAUGGUAGUAGCACUUGUGGUCUUUGCAAUGGGAAGCAAGAUGUACAGAAAACCACCUCCUGAAGGAAACAUAGUGGCUCAAGUUAUCAAAUGUAUCUGGUUUGCUAUUUCCAAUCGCUUCAAGAACCGUUCUGGGGACAUUCCAAAGCGACCACACUGGUUGGACUGGGCAGCAGAGAAAUACCCAAAACAUCUUAUUAUGGAUGUGAAGGCAUUGACCAGGGUACUAUUCCUUUACAUUCCACUGCCCAUGUUCUGGGCUCUUUUGGACCAGCAGGGCUCACGAUGGACACUGCAAGCUAACAGAAUGGAUGGGGAUCUGGGAUUUUUUGUGCUUCAGCCAGACCAGAUGCAGGUGCUAAAUCCCUUUCUGGUCCUUAUUUUCAUCCCGUUGUUUGACCUUGUCAUUUAUCGUCUGAUCUCCAAGUGCGGAAUUAACUUCUCAUCACUUCGGAAAAUGGCUGUUGGCAUGAUCCUAGCAUGUCUUGCAUUUGCCGUUGCAGCACUUGUAGAAAUAAAAAUAAAUAGAAUGACCCAGUCCCAGCCAGCUUCACAAGAAAUUUUCUUACAAGUCUUGAACCUGGCAGAUGGUGAAGUAAAGGUAACAGUGCUGGGAAAUGGAAACACUUCUCUAUUGGUGGAGUCUGUCAAAUCCUUUCAGAAAACACCACACUAUUCCAACCUACAUCUGAAAACAAAAAUCCAGGAUUUAUACUUCCACCUGAAGUAUCAUAAUCUGUCUGUCCACAAUAAACAUUCUGUAGAGGAGAAGACUGGGUAUACUUUGAUCAUUCAUGAGGAUGAAAAAAGUGUCUCCAGUAUUAUGGUAAAGGACUUAGAAAGCAAAGAAGUCAAUGGGAUGACUACCAUCAGGUUUAUUAACACUUUGCAUAAAGAUGUCAACAUCUCAUUGGGUACAGAUGUUCCUCUCAAUGUUGGCAAAGACUAUGGCAUAUCUACUUACAGAACUGUGACAGGAGGAGAAUACCCUGCAGUUCUUUGUAAAACAGAAGAUAAAGACUUUUUUCUGAAUUUAGGUCUACUAGGCUUUGACGCAUCAUAUCUGUUUGUUGUCAAUAAUGUCACCAAUCAGGGCCUUCAGGCCUGGAAAACAAGAGACAUCCCAGUCAGUCAACUGUCCAUUGCAUGGCAGCUACCACAGUAUGCCCUGGUUACGGCAGCAGAGGUCAUGUUCUCUGUCACAGGACUUGAGUUUUCUUAUUCCCAGGCACCAUCUAGCAUGAAAUCUGUACUCCAGGCAGCCUGGUUGUUGACAGUGGCAGUUGGGAAUAUCAUUGUGCUUGUUGUGGCACAAUUCAGUGGCCUGGUACAGUGGGCUGAAUUCAUUUUGUUUUCCUGCCUUCUGUUGAUGGUCUGCCUGAUCUUCUCCAUCAUGGGCUACUACUAUGUUCCUGUAAAGUCAGAGGCUAUUCAUGGGCCAACAGAUAAGAAGAUCCCUCAUAUUCAGGGGAAUAUGAUCAACCUAGAGACCAAGAAUACAAAGCUCUGAUGACUCCCUGGACUGACAACCCUGGUUUCAGCCAUCACUUAUCUUCAAGCAUUUUUUUCUAUUCCUACUGGGUUAGGAGAAGGAGAUAGCAUUCUAUCUGAGUUAUCUCCAACUUUCUAUCAUGAGAGAGGCAAUACUAGGAAUAGGUUUUCCAGUAUAUCUUUAAACAAGGACCCAAGAGUCUAUGUCCUUCAAGCUGUCAAUGAAUUCAGUAAACUUCAGGUAAUGUUGCUCCAGCUGGCUGGUAUCUCCAAAUGACCAUGAAAAUACAAAUAUAUAAUUGAGAUAAGUCUUUGUGGGUAUGCAAAGUUUGGAGAUUCCUUUAUCAGGCACCUGCCCUUUAGAAGGGAUGACUCAAAUUUUUGAGGGGCAAAAAUGCAGAAUAACAGAGGUAUGGUAUUUGAAGUUUCUCUAUCAGCUGUGUAAUUGCGCUAUUCACAAAGAUAUAAAAAAUGGUGUGUAUGGCAUGAUCUGAUCCAGGGACUGGCUUGUCAGCUAUUAAGUUCAAUAAGAUCUUAGAUGGCAGGACAUAGUAGGCCAUUUUAUUCCUAAUAUAUGGAAGCAAUAUCUUUCUGAUUACCACAGUACUUUAUCAACUUACCCAAAGACUCCUUUCUCAGUACUGACAGAUCCUGGAAACCACAAUUAAAGAGUAAAUGCGGUCAUGGUGAACAGGAACAAGUAUAAACUGUAGAACUCCUAGGGAGCUAUUCACUCUUCUUUAGUGUACAUUCCUCUAAGAAGCUAUGAUGUUUGGCCCUGAACUGUGCUCUUCUGCAGACAUUUGUUUAAGAAACCGACUGUAUUUUGCAACUUAGGCUUUUCAGUAUUGCUGGGACAGCUUUGUCUUAUUAUUGCAUCUAUUUUUUGCUUAUUGCAACAAAUCUUCAAAAACAAAAUGUUUUCGUAAGCCCAACUUCCUUUAACACCCCCCCCCACUUAGCUUCUUCAUUAUGAAUUUUUCCUGGUUUACUUUUCCUGUAGUUUUUAUUUGCAAUUUCUCCCUGUAGUCUUGGACUUUUCCUGUUUAUUGAAAAGGGGUAAUGCUAAUGUCCUAGGUUUAAGCUCCUGAAUGGUAUUCAGCAAAUGGGGAUGGUCUUGAAUGAAGAUCCUAUCAAAAUCCACAGGUGAACAGAGCACGUAGCAUUUCUGUUUGUGUGUUUGAAUGAAAAAAAAGUUGAGAAACAUUAUCUCACAUGCAGUGAAUGGAUUGAGGGGCAGACCCGGGAAUAUCAUGACCAUGUAGCAUGUUGCUAGGAGGAAAAUUUUAUAACUCAUGUACUAAAUACCUCAUUCCCACUCAUUUUAAUCCAUCAUGGUUCCAUCUAGAUCCAUGUUGGGUCUCACAUUGUUAAUAAUGUAACAGGUUCUUAAGAGAAUUUGCUCUAGUACCCCAAGUUUUAUAGACUUUAGUUUUAAUCACCAAGAUCUCAGAAGUAGUGAAGUGAUAGCAACACCGUCCGGUUUCUUCAGAUAUCUUGAUGUGAACUGACCGUAUUCCUUUAGAAGACAAUAUGUUUAAUUUUAAACAGCUUUAACUCAAAACUAUUUUAUGAAUUUUGUUUCAAGAGAUGUUAACACUGAUCGGUGAAUAAAAGUUUUUAUGGACAAGUAAAUUUGGGAAAUAAGGUAAA